AGUAUAAUGGGAGCGCAAGCAACCCAGAGCGCCUCAUAGGGGGCUGCAUAUCGCUGCUGUAUCCUCUGCUCGGCGCUCUCCGGCUCCUCACCAAGCCUCUCCAGCUCAUCUCCCACAGCCCAUGCUUUGGGGCUCUCUCUCUCAGCCCCCUCCCCACUGGAUCCGUACCCUUCGACAUGGAUGUCCCGCCGUCCCUCGACCCGGAGGAUUGUUGUUUCUUGGCGCAGUGAAGGAGGAGAAGGAGACGGUGGAAGGGAUCAUGCCGGGACUGCUAAUGGAUUUAGGGAGAGCGCAAGUGACCAUGCCGUGAUCUUGCGCAUCCAGGGCCGCCGUCACCCUGCCUUGCCCAGCGACCGGAGAAGAAUUACGGGGGAAUCGAACCCGCGCACCGGGGGGGUUUAAACCACUGUGCAUUCUUUUUUUUUUCCACAACAACAUGAAGAUUACCUCCCAUCAUCUGAUGAUAACCAGUCUCGUUUUCAGGUCCAACCUCAGGCUGAUCCCGCUUCUGCUGCUGCUGCUUCUUGGAUACACUCGCGGGAUGCCACACGUUUUGAGAUUCGGAGGAAUAUUUGAAUCCAUUGAGAGCGGCCCCUCCGGAGCAGAGGAACUAGCCUUUAAAUUUGCCUUGAACACAAUCAACAGGAACCGCACCUUGCUCCCCAACACCACGCUGACCUAUGACAUCCAGAGAAUCAACAUCUUCGACAGCUUUGAGGCCUCCAGGAAAGCAUGUGACCAGCUCUCCCUCGGGGUGGCGGCCAUUUUUGGCCCCUCGCACAGCUCGUCGGCCAAUGCAGUCCAAUCCAUCUGCAAUGCUCUGGGAGUGCCCCACGUCCAGACCAAGUGGAAGCACCAGGUGUCGGACAACAGGGACUCGUACUACGUCAGCCUGUACCCCGACUUCUCGUCCCUCAGCAGAGCCAUCCUGGACCUGGUGCACUUCUUCAAGUGGAGGACGGUCACUGUUGUCUAUGACGACAGCACAGGUACAGGUCUCAUUCGACUGCAGGAGCUGAUCAAGGCGCCGUCACGAUACAACAUUCGUUUGAAGAUCCGACAGCUGCCCACCGAGACCAAGGACGCCAAGCCACUUCUGAAGGAGAUGAAGAAAGCAAAGGAGUUCCACGUCAUCUUUGAUUGUGGCCAUGAGAUGGCUGCCUGGAUCCUAAAGCAGGCCCUCGCCAUGGGUAUGAUGACAGAGUACUACCAUUAUAUUUUUACUACCCUGGACCUUUACGCCCUGGACAUGGAGCCGUAUCGUUUCAGCGGCGUCAACAUGACGGGGUUCCGCAUCCUCAACACGGAGAGUUCUCAGGUGACGUCAAUCAUCGAGAAGUGGUCAAUGGAGCGGCUACAAGCCCCGCCCAAACCGGACUCGGGCCUGCUGGAUGGAUUCAUGACGACGGACGCGGCGCUGAUGUACGAUGCCGUGCAUGUGGUGGCGGUGGCGGUGCAGCAGUCGCAGCAGAUCACCGUCAGCUCUCUGCAGUGCAAUCGCCACAAGCCGUGGCGCUUCGGCGGGCGUUUCAUCAACCUCAUCAAAGAGGCUCACUGGGACGGUUUGACGGGACGUGUUCUCUUCAACAAGACCAAUGGGCUGAGAACAGAUUUCGACCUGGACGUGGUCAGUCUGAAGGAGGAAGGGCUGGAAAAGAUUGGAACGUGGGAUCCUCCCAGUGGCCUGAAUAUGACAGAAAGUCACAGGAGCAGGACGUCCAACAUCACCGACUCUCUGGCUAACAAAUCCCUGCGUGUAUCCACUAUACUGGAGGAGCCGUACGUGAUGUUUAAGAAGUCAGACAAGCCUCUGUAUGGGAACGACCGUUUCGAGGGCUACUGCAUCGACCUGCUGAGGGAGCUCUCCACCAUCCUGGGUUUCCGCUAUGAGCUGCGAUUGGUGGAGGAUGGGAAGUUCGGCGCACUUGAUGAGAGCACGGGCCAGUGGAACGGCAUGGUGCGGGAGCUCAUUGACCACAAAGUCGACCUGGCAGUGGCUCCUCUGGCCAUCACCUACGUCAGAGAGAAGGUCAUCGACUUCUCCAAGCCCUACAUGACGCUGGGGAUAAGUAUCCUGUACCGCAAGCCCAACGGCACCAACCCCGGGGUCUUUUCCUUCCUCAACCCCCUCUCACCCGAUAUCUGGAUGUAUAUUCUGCUGGCUUGCUUGGGUGUCAGUUGUGUGCUGUUUGUCAUAGCCAGGUUUAGCCCUUACGAGUGGUACAACCCGCACCCGUGCAACCCCGACUCAGAUGUAGUGGAAAACAAUUUUACGCUGCUCAAUAGUUUCUGGUUUGGAGUUGGGGCUCUCAUGCAGCAAGGAUCAGAGCUCAUGCCCAAGGCCCUUUCGACUCGAAUAGUGGGAGGCAUCUGGUGGUUCUUCACCCUCAUCAUCAUUUCCUCGUACACGGCCAACCUGGCGGCCUUCCUCACCGUGGAGAGGAUGGAGUCGCCCAUCGACUCGGCCGAUGACCUGGCCAAACAAACUAAAAUCCUGUACGGCGUGGUGGAGGACGGCGCCACGAUGACCUUCUUUAAGAAGACGAAAAUCUCCACCUACGACAAGAUGUGGGAGUUCAUGAACAGCCGGAGACAGUCCGUGGUGGUGAAGGACGUGGAGGAGGGAAUCCAACGUGCCCUGACCUCGGACUACGCCUUCCUCAUGGAGUCCACCACCAUCGAGUUUGUCACGCAGCGCAACUGCAACCUCACGCAGAUCGGGGGCCUCAUAGACUCCAAGGCCUACGGAGUGGGCGCGCCGAUGGGCUCUCCAUACAGAGACAAGAUCACUAUAGCCAUUUUGCAGCUGCAGGAGGAAGGGAAGCUGCACAUGAUGAAGGAGAAGUGGUGGAGGGGGAACGGCUGUCCUGAAGAGGAGAGCAAAGAGGCCAGCGCUCUGGGGGUGCAGAACAUCGGCGGGAUCUUCAUCGUGCUGGCUGCGGGACUGGUGCUGUCAGUGUUCGUGGCUGUGGGGGAGGUCCUCUACAAGUCUAAACAGAACGCACAGCUGGAGAAGCGGUCAUUCUGCAGCGCCAUGAUGGACGAGCUACGCGUGUCUCUGAAGUGCCAACGCCGGCUCAAACAAAAGCCUCAGCCCCCCGCCAUCGUUAAGACCGAGGAGGUCAUUAACAUGCACACGUUCAACGACAGGAGACUCCCGGGAAAGGAAACCAUGGCGUGAAGCGCGGAACGCACCCCGAAACACCCCCUCCAAGUAAAACCAACAAGAGGACAGGGGGACACUGGGAGACAUUAAUGCUGACUUAACCCCAAACUGAAGUUAGCAGUCCAAAAAAACAGGAUUCCUUUUGAACCCACUCGCUUAUGUAGACGGAUGUUUCCUGUGGAAAUAUAGAUACCUGAGCAGUGUCACCUCACUGUGACGUUCACUACUUUGAAGGGAGCUGGAAAAGGAAGGACUCGUGGGGGUUUGUUGUGCUGAUGACGUGUGUAAAAUUGAAACGAUCCAAGUAGGGUUUGGGAUAAAAAAAAAACAUAAGUGUGAACACACACACACACACGUAACACAUGUAUGCACACACAUAUGCACACACACUCAUCUGACACCUGUGCAGAAGGGGAAAGUCUAUUGUGAGAGUAACACCAGAUGUAGUUUUUUCUGUUGAUGUCAAUGCCCUUUUGUCUUACCUCCAUGUGUGUGUGUGUGACCCCCCCCCCCUUCCGUUCCCUCCCUUCAGUGGCUUGAGUUCCUUUCUAAUGAUUUGAGCAAAACGCUAAUCUCACACCAACAGCGGGAGCGGUAGACUGACCCAAGCAGGUUUACUGACGUGAGACUGAUGUAUAAAAGUGAUGUUUAGUUCGGAUUCAUCUACGCUGACCUUGUUGAACACCCAUCGUUUUCUUCUGUAACGCCUUUCUCGUGCCAAAGGUCCGCCAUCGUAUAAGAACUUCCCAUCACGCCUUCUAUGUUUCGAAGCCUCCAAAAGCAAACGUACACUGUCAAAGUCCUCAUCCAUGUCCAUCCUUCACGCGCGGUCUGCAGCUCUCACUCUGUAUCGGUUGUUGUUUAAAAUGCAGUAUUUCUACAAAAAAUGUUUGUUUUUUUUGUACAAGAACAAGAAGUUUUGUAGUACUUUGUAUCAUGGUAGCCCCUCCCGUGGAUAAAAUAUGUAGCAGAUACCAACUCAGCCCUCAAACUCCGACAACAGGCGGCAGCGGCUGCGCGGCUCCAAAACUCUGCUGUGUAGGGUUCAUCUCUGUCUCUCAUCGCUCAGAGAGUCAGUCUUUUUCUUUCCGUCGGCCUCGUGGGGCCAGCGAUUACAGUGUCUGGGGACAAUGUGGUGGAUUUUGGCGGGUGUGUAAGAACAAUGAGACUGUAAACGAAGGUGGUGACUCAUCCUACAAAUUGCAACUGUCAGCACAGUCCGCACCGAGCGGUUAGCGCGGCUAACUGACAACUAGCUGUGGUGAGUCAUAGUAAAAUAUGCGAGUUUAGCUUGUAGAUACCAGGCGAUGAUGUUGCUAUCACGCUGCGUUUUAGCCUCAGGAAACUGAAAAAAAAAAAAAAAAUCAGAUUUAAUCAGAUUUUCUUUUUUUUGUAUCAAGUCUUACUUUUUUAGAUUAGUGAAUAUAAUAUAAUAAUAAAAAAUAUGAUAAUACAACACACUGUUCCCUAUACUGGGUUUUCUGAGGUCAUUGCUGAUGAUAUAUCAGCCAACAGUAUUUUUUAAAUGUAAAUGGCUCCUCUCGUCACGUCCCACUCCUCCACAGAAUCUCAUGAAAACUAUUUGAGUAUUAUUUUUGCUAAAUCCUGCUAAAUAACAAACAAUCAAAUACAUUUGAUAUGGAUUCAUACAAACCAGGACAUGUAACUGUAAAAGCAAAUCAACUUGUAGACGUUCUUUGGGGAAAACAAACAUUGUCUAAACUACUUAAGACUUUUAUUGCAGUUUCUUGUCACUUAUCAACUGAUAUAUACGUCCAUUCCAAAGUAUCUGCUCUAAAUUAAGAUUCGCCUGACCACAUUAUCAGAGAAGCUCUACAAAUAAUUGAUUAUAAUGAUAAGAGUGUGCUGUUCAGUUUGGAUAAGGCCAUCAAAUUCAAAUUUCUGCAUCACUAUCUACAGUUUAAGACAAAAGACUGUUGGCUCGACUUGAAUAAAGAAAAAGUUAAAAAAAAUGAAAAGAUGGGUUUAAAUAAUCUCAUAUUUUUCACUUAUCUCAGAAACAUUUCCUUUAGGACUCGAUGAUGGACAGAAAUGACGUGAGAAGAUGUUGAUAUUUACACCACAUGGUCUGUUUAGGGGCUCUCCUGGAGCUUUCUGUCGUUUCAGAUGGUCAUCAUCAGGAGACGUAGCUCAGUUAUCAUUCUCCAUUUGAGACGUGUUAUGCUUUUUUCAGUGUUAUAGGUUUUCUGUGUAUUUAUAAAAGUCUGUCCGACAGAGGCUGAAAUUAAAAUUGAAAUUAUGAACCUGAAUAUGAGCAUAAUUUGUCUCCUUUAAGCCAACGUGAGAUGAGAACUCUGAACAUUGGCUGAUGAAGAUCAUGUCAUAGGACCAGCAGCUCCAGUUUGGCCACUUAACGAACCCUGUGGUGAUAUUGUUUUUGUUUUUUUUCAACUGCUGAUUCUAAGCUCAAGAAGGAAUUUAUAAGCUACUUGUCGAUGUGUGAAACAUUAGGCUGCAGAUGUGGGAAUAAAGGCCAGCGACGAGGCACUUUGCUGUUUGUUACCGUGUAUCUCGCCUCCGCUCUUACGCGAGCCGCCAAGUCACUCAUGUUAUGAUGUUAUGAUGAUGUUAUGAUGAUGAUGAUGAUGAUGAUGAGGGUGGCAGCGGCGUGGGGGCGGAGCAGAUCAUUUAUCCACUAAUUGUCUCCAAACGUGUUUUCUCUUCCCAAUCACACGUGGCCCCGCUGCACCUCAUGUCUGACGCUGUUCCAUGUUGAGAAAUGACAAGCAUACUCGGUAGGUCACGGCAUCACUGCCCCUGUCGUCUCAUUCUACCCAUUUAAUCAUUUGAUCUGUUGUUCCACAGAUUCCAAAAAAGUAAAAGAAUAAAACACGAUGCCAUCUCAGCUGUUCAUGGAUGGAUAUAGUUAAUGACUUAUUUCAUUUGCACAUUAUGAAGAUUGACAGAGGAGAUGUACGCCUGGAACCCGAUGGCGUUCUUACCAGUGUGGCUUGUCAUUUUCCACCCAUCGCUAUAAGCUGAACCGAUCGAGUACCCAGAAAAUUUAUUAGGGAACGACUACAAAGGCUUUGCUGUCCUGUCGAAAAACAAAAAAUGAGCUCAUGGAAUUUGACAUUGAUGCAAGGUUUUACAAAUAAUGUCAUUAAAAAAAUGUCAUAAUUGUA
This is a messenger RNA of Hippoglossus stenolepis (Pacific halibut), 6312 nucleotides long. Its product is annotated as glutamate receptor ionotropic, kainate 2. Bases 437 to 3181 code for a protein of 914 amino acids. Gene Ontology annotation, molecular function: kainate selective glutamate receptor activity; transmitter-gated monoatomic ion channel activity involved in regulation of postsynaptic membrane potential. The transcript has 16 exons. The record is from RefSeq and is a predicted model, not a curated record. Gene Ontology annotation, biological process: synaptic transmission, glutamatergic; monoatomic ion transport; modulation of chemical synaptic transmission. Gene Ontology annotation, cellular component: kainate selective glutamate receptor complex; postsynaptic membrane; plasma membrane. NCBI's taxonomy places the organism in Eukaryota, Metazoa, Chordata, Actinopteri, Pleuronectiformes, Pleuronectidae.